ACGCCCCUUAAAGGCGCCGCCGACGCCGCCCGAGUCGGGGCGAAUCAGUUCCUCGGUUCCUGCCCCAAACUGCGGCAUGGAGUCGUCCCGGGGGCGGCCUGGGCCCGAGGCGGACCUUCUGGCUCUGGGGGAACAGCAAGCCGCGAUCUUCGGCGGCGGCCUGGGCCGAGCGCCCUCUGCGCCGCCCUCAGGCCUCCCGGUGUCCGGACAGGAAGAGGCCGAGAACGUUGGGGGCGCGAGCCGCCACCCCGCGGCGUCCCCGAAGACUUCGAGCCGCGGCGCCGUCCACCGGGCCGAGCGGGAGGCUCGGGACUACGAGCCGGGCCGCGGAGGGACGCCGUCCGCGCCGGGGAGCCUCCGGGGGGCGCCGGGUCCCGAGCCCGACCCGCACGGGUCCUCUGGGCGCCAGGACCCUGAGCCGCCGGAGGACGAGCCUGCAUCCGAGAGGGGCUGCCGUCGAGGGAGCCCGGGAGGCAGCGGGAUGGAGGCUGAGCCGCGGGAGGAAGACGAGGAGGAGGAGGCGGCGGCGGCCGGCAGGGCUGGCCGCUCGUUCUCCAGCCGCCUUCAGGACAGCCGCAGCCUGGACGGGCUGAGCGGGGCGUGCGGCGGCGCCGGGUCGGCAGGGGGUGCCGAGCCUGGCGCGGGCGGCGGGCGCCGCGCCACCAUCUCCAGCCCCCUAGAGCUCGAGGGCACGGUGAGCCGCCAUGGCGACCUCACCCACUUCGUGGCCAACAACCUGCAACUCAAGAUUCGUCUGAGCGGCGCCCCUCAACCCCCGCCCCCUGCCCCGGCGCGGCCCUGUGCAGCGCCCGCGCCCACUCCGGCCAUCCCCCCCAUCGACCCCGACGUGCUGCGGGACCUGGAGCGGCUGAGUCGGGAGCUGGGCGGCAGGGUGGACCGUCUGCUGCGCGGGCUGGGUGGCGCGGUGCAGGAGCUGACCGCGCUGAGCGUGGGCUGCAUCCAGACCUACCGCGACGCCGUGGACUCCCUAGGCGAAGCGGUGGACAUGAGCAUCAAGGGCAUGUACACCCUGCUGGCGCGCUGUGAAGAGCUGGAGCGGGCUCUGCAGCCAGUUCAGGGGCUGGCGCGCCAAGUCCGGGAUAUCCGACGCACCCUGGAGGUGCUGGAGGCCUUGUGCAAGUGACCGGGAGGGCAGGAGUGGCCAAGCCAGGGCCCAGCAGGAUCCUAAGGACUCUUCAAGGAGCCCUGGUGGGAACUGCCCGCUGAGGGGAGGCCUAUGUAUUGGAGGCUCUUCCAGACGCAUUUCGCAGGCCUGCGACCACUCGCUGGGCCUUAUUCAGGUGUAUAUGGGGAAGUUCUGAAGCCUCUCCUGGUGGGAGGGGAUGAUGCUCUGCUUCUGUUAAGUUGGCCAUCUGUAGCGACCUUGUUCUCAACCCUCUUCUCCAGCGAGAACACCAUCUCUGGGAACCCAGGGCUUUAGGUCUCGGCUUGGGAGACCUGACUGCCAUAUGCGGUCAAGAAAGGAGAACAGAAGAGGCUCCAGCCCCCACUGUGGCCACCCUGACUCCAUUGGCCACAUCUCAGGUGCCAGGGGCUGUGGGAGCUUGAGUGGUCCUUGGCCACAGGCCAUGCAGACAAGGAUGCACACCUGCAGAUGGAUAACCCCCUGCUUCUGCCCUCUGGCCCCCUACCAUCCCCCCUUCCCCAGCCAGAACUGGGGUGGAACUAGAAGGAAUGCAUUGCAUGGUAGAGGGGGUGAGGUGGGAGGGGUCUCACUGCUCUCAGGGUUCAGGCAGAAUUGUUGCUGGUUUUGAAGCCCACUGUUGUGGCGUGUUCUAAUCAGUUUUGGCUUUCUGAGUUUUUGUGGAAUUAAAGUGCUGCUGCUAAG
Leptonychotes weddellii (Weddell seal) is the source of this 1849-nucleotide messenger RNA. RefSeq names its product BLOC-1 related complex subunit 6 (gene BORCS6). The record is from RefSeq and is a predicted model, not a curated record. Gene Ontology annotation, cellular component: BORC complex. Gene Ontology annotation, biological process: lysosome localization. Lineage: Eukaryota; Metazoa; Chordata; Mammalia; Carnivora; Phocidae.